Messenger RNA from Mesorhabditis belari, 867 nucleotides. NCBI's taxonomy places the organism in Eukaryota, Metazoa, Nematoda, Chromadorea, Rhabditida, Rhabditidae. The record is from the annotation of a GenBank genome assembly.
AUGGCCGGCGGCGAGAAUGAUGCUAGCAUUCCCGAGAGCGAGAAAGUUAGGAUUGCUUCGGACUUCCUACUUCAUUCUCCCCCAGGAGAAUUUAAUGAUGCAUUUAAUUCCGUUCGAAUGCUUCUCAACAACGAUUCGCUUCUGAAGGAAGGAUGCGCGCCUGCAUUCGCCCAAUAUAACAAGGAACAAUUUGUACCAGUUAAGCUGGAUGGUGUUGAAAGACAAACGUUAGUCACCCCUUUUAACGAUUUGGGAAACGGUCGUUUUACUGACGAUGCUACAAAGAAAUCUUUCCGUUACGAUCAUUUGCGCAAGGAAGCCAGUGAUGUUCAAUCUCUCGAGCCACUUGAGCACACUGUUGAACUGUGGAGAAAAUCUUUGCAAACAGAGUUGGACGCGUACGUUGAAGAUCACUUUGCUCGCGCAGGUGUUGGAUGCGUCUUUGCGCGUAAUGGCAACAUCAUUAUCUGCAUUGAAAGCCAUCAAUUUCAGCCAAAAAAUUUCUGUAACGGUCGCUGGCGUUCCCAUUGGUUCAUCCCAGUUGGUGAUGGAAAAUCUGGGUUCCAAGAAUUGAAAGGACACGUGAAAGUACAAGUACAUUAUUACGAAGAUGGGAAUGUUCAACUAUUCUCCGACAAGGAAUUCUCAGUUAAAGUUCAAGUCACGGCUGAUUUCGACAAGACAGCGCGAGAUGUUUUGGCGGCUAUAUCAAAAGAAGAAGCAGCCUACCAGCAAGCUGUCUUGGACAACUACGUAGCUAUGGGUGACACGACUUUUAAGGCUUUGAGAAGACAAUUGCCCGUUACUCGAUCAAAGAUGGAUUGGGUGAAGAUCCCCGGAUACCGUAUUGGUCAAGAUAUGAAGCAG